Messenger RNA from Phanerochaete carnosa HHB-10118-sp, 1542 nucleotides. RefSeq lists its product as uncharacterized. Gene Ontology annotation, cellular component: nucleus; eukaryotic translation initiation factor 3 complex; cytoplasm. The transcript is spliced from 5 exons. The record is from RefSeq and is a predicted model, not a curated record. The coding region runs from base 84 to 1466 and encodes 460 amino acids. Lineage: Eukaryota; Fungi; Basidiomycota; Agaricomycetes; Polyporales; Phanerochaetaceae. Gene Ontology annotation, molecular function: translation initiation factor activity. Gene Ontology annotation, biological process: translational initiation.
CUUAACCACAAAACGGCCAGUGUGUUGAUAUAUAAUCCAUCUGGAGUACAAGUCAUAUAUUCAACUUUCGUUCUCCCCUCAACAUGGCCGAAUACGACUUGACACAAACCAUCGUCCCGUACCUCGACCGCCAUCUCGUAUUCCCUCUCCUUGCACAUCUUGUAGAGAACGAGCUCUUCCCGAUUAAACAAGUGCAAGCCGCCCAAUAUGAGCUGGCGAAGGGAACGAACAUGGUGGACUAUGCUGUAAGCUUGUUCGAGCAGCUAAACCCGAAUGAAGAGGUCCCCUCAGAGUUCCAGGGAAAGCGUGAAAGUGCUGUACACACAAACGAGCGUCUCCAACAAGAGGCCCAAGCUGUCUUGAACGUGAUUGAGAACCCAGAGGUCGCACAAGCUCUGCGGCAAGACAAGAACCAAAAUCUGGCAUACCUCAAGGAACACUACGGUGUCACCCUCGAACAAAUCAAUGCGUUGUACAACUUCGGCCAAUUUCAGUACACCUACGGAAACUACAGCGGUGCUGCCGACUACCUAUAUCACUUCCGUGUCCUCUCUACAGACCCUGAUCUGACCAUGUCCGCGCACUGGGGAAAGCUCGCUUGCGACAUCCUUACAGGAAAGUGGGAAAUCGCUCUCGAAGAGCUCAACACUCUCCGUGAAGCCAUCGACUCCCGCGCGCCAUCACAUCCCGCCUUCUCUACCUCCUCCGCAUCUGAUCCCGCGCUGUCUCAGCUGCAUUCGCGUACCUGGCUCCUGCACUGGUCGCUCUUCGUGUACUUCAACCACCCUCAGGGCCGGACGCUCUUGCUCGAGACGUUCCUCGCCCCAGCCUAUCUCAGCACAAUCCAAACGUCGAGCUCAUGGAUCCUCCGCUUCCUCGCAACUGCCGCUGUGCUCUCGCGCAAGGCAUCCGCCGUCCCUGGCGGCGCUGUCUCGGCACGCGUGCGCCACUCCAUCCGCGAGGUGGUCAAGGUCAUCCAGAUGGAAGAGUACCAAUACCAGGACCCCAUCACCGCCUUCCUCAAGGAGCUCUACGUUGAGUUUGACUUCGAAGCGGCGCAGCGCGAGCUGAGCAAAGCAGAGGUUGCGGUCGCGAAUGACUUUUUCCUUGCAGAGUUCAAGGACGAGUUUCUCGAGAACGCGCGGUACCUCAUCAGCGAGGCCUACUGCCGGAUACAUCAGAGGAUAGAUAUUGGUGACCUGUCCGAACGCCUCAACCUGUCUCGCGACGAGGGCGAGAAGUGGAUCGUCAAUCUCAUCCGAGAGACCCGGAUGGGCGCGGACGCCAAGAUUGAUCUCGGCAAGAACGUCAUCGAGAUCAACAGGCCGCCACUGCCCAUCUACCAGUCGGUCAUCGAGAAGACCCGCGGCCUCGCUUUCCGCACGCAGGCUCUGGGUGCGGCAAUGGCGCGCACGGCCCAGCCGCAAGCAGAGACUCAGGCCAACAACGUAGACCCGCCAAAGUGAUCCGAGGUUCGCUACUUGUGCAUGUAUGUGACUGUAUCCAGGGUCGUUUGUCAAUGAAACUCUGUAUUUCUGUGCC